AUGGGAGUGUGUUUCAUCUGUGGUUAUGCGCAAGGUAUUAUGGGUUAUCCCACGCCAUAUCCAGCGGGGAGCGAUCCUAACGCCGCAAUGGCCACGUAUAUGUCAGCCUAUGAGAAGGAGGCCAAGAUCGAGUUCUAUUUCCAACUGUUUCUCAUUGCUGCCCUUGGACUCAUCAAACUGGCCAUCACGUUCUUCUAUAGGCGCAUGUUCCUGGUCCACAAACACACUCGCAUGGACUUUGUGUUCCAUGUGCUGAUUGGCACCUUAGUUGCUUGGACGCUGGCGUUUUUCUUGCUGUUUUUGUUCGGGUGCAAGGAGAAGAUCUAUCUCCAUUGGGCGCCUCUCGACGAAGUCAAAAGCCAGUGUGGGAACGCGCUUGCGGCGGAGGCAGCACUGGUGAUUUCGGAUUUGAUUACGGACUUGAUGAUCUUUCUCCUGCCUUUGCCCAUUAUCUGGAGACUCCAAAUGCGGACCGGUCAGAAAUUAGCGCUGACGGGCGUCUUCUGUGUUGGGUUCAUGGCAGUGAUCGCGUCGGUCGUAAGACUGGCCAUUUACCUCAUUGUAUAUGAUAUUGGCUACGAUGCCAGAUAUGAUCUCAAUCAAACGGUGACCACCAUGUUGUGGUGGAGCAUGAUUGAAGCGGCUCUGGGCCUUCUGGCCUCCUGUCUUCCGGUGAUCCGGUCAUUGUUCAACGAAAGCAGCCUGGACGAGCUCACUGCCUGUCUACGCGCGCGACGCAUCCCCAAGCGGUCGGUUCUUCUGCUGGACUCCCUUACUGUUAGCCACCCGACCAGCACCCCAUCUCUUCCCGACUCCACCAAAGUGCAUAGUGUUGUGUAG
This is a messenger RNA of Aspergillus homomorphus CBS 101889, 840 nucleotides long. RefSeq lists its product as uncharacterized. The transcript has 5 exons. The record is from RefSeq and is a predicted model, not a curated record. Bases 1 to 840 code for a protein of 279 amino acids. NCBI's taxonomy places the organism in Eukaryota, Fungi, Ascomycota, Eurotiomycetes, Eurotiales, Aspergillaceae.